This is a messenger RNA of Gloeophyllum trabeum ATCC 11539, 3225 nucleotides long. RefSeq lists its product as uncharacterized. The record is from RefSeq and is a predicted model, not a curated record. Gene Ontology annotation, molecular function: chromatin binding. Gene Ontology annotation, cellular component: nuclear inner membrane. NCBI's taxonomy places the organism in Eukaryota, Fungi, Basidiomycota, Agaricomycetes, Gloeophyllales, Gloeophyllaceae. The transcript has 10 exons. Bases 24 to 2426 code for a protein of 800 amino acids.
CGUCCGUCGCCGUUUAGGCCACUAUGUCGCGUCUAACAACGGCACAAAUCGUCGAGCAAGGCCGCUACCUUGAACCCGACUUCGACCCGACCACUCUCACUGUUCCACAAUUGCUUGGCAUAUUUGGUUACCACAAUAUCAGGUAUCCUACGCCUUAUACGAAGCCCAAACUCGUACAACUCUUUAAUGAAGAAAUCAAACCCCAAACUACUCAGCUGAAGAAGGAGAAACUGAAGAGGGAGAACAGUGCUGCUAGCGAUGAUGGUAUAAAGGAUGGCGUAACGGGAAAGUUGAUCGGAGGAGAUAAAAAGCCGCCCGUACGAAGAUCAUCCAGGCGUUUGUCUCGCCCACCUUCGCAGGAUGAGAAGGAAUCCUCCCCUCCGAGACCGGAUCCCCCUAAGCGGCGCCGCUCCUCCGCGCAACCUUCUCUAGGUGGCCCGUCAACAACUCGCAAGGCUAUUGUGCUCGAACCCGCUGUAGCAGAAGAAAGUGAGCCCGAAGAGCUUCCUCCGCGCAAGAUCAGCCGCAGCAAGAAGGCCUCUGGCCAAAAUGCGAAGAAGUCGCGUCCUGAAUCGGAGACUCAUGCUGAAGACAGUGGCUGGGAGGAUAAUAACGUUUUCCAAUCCGGAGCUGAGUCUUCGUCUCCGGCUAAACCCUCGCCGUCGAAGGCUAGAGCCCGACGCACUACUACGGCUCGUACCACGACAGCGCGAAGGUCGUCUCGUAAAGCUUCAUCUGCACCUCCGCAUCUCUCUCCGUCACCUCCGAAGCAAAUUGUGGUACUUCCCGAUCCGCCCCCCGAGGAACAACAGCCCACUCCCCCUUCUCCUCCCCGAUCGACAUUCGAGCCUGAUCUCCCCUCAAGUAUAUUUAAUCGUCCGAGGAAGUCCGGACUGCCGGCCAGGGAAGUCAAGGUGCAAAUCCCUGAGACCCCACGAAGGUUGCAAGAACAGGACGUGGGGCCUUUUGAAGAUCCCGAGCAGAGCAUGAUGCAAGUGCAGCAUCAAGUGCUAGAAGACGAGCUCGAUGAUGAGGCCGACAACGCGGAAGAAGACGAAGACGAGGGGGAUGAAACAGUUGCCAUAGCCCGCCGUAUAUCUGGCGACGGAGAUGUCAUCCGUCACCGCCCGCCCCCUGCGAAGGAGUCUUCGUCGCUGUUGCUUCGCAUUCUCGUGGCUCUAUGUUUCUUGGCUGUUUCACCCGCAGUGUACAAGUAUAAGACCGAGUCUGCUCAGAUCGGUUUCUGCGACCCCGGCAGGGACACCAACGAGAUUCUCGAAACAAUGAAGACCCGCUGGGCUGCUAUAGACGCGUGUCACAGGGACAACACAACAUUCGUACAACUUCCUGCAAUCAAAUCAUCACCUGAGGAAGGCUAUAAAUUGGAGAAGAGGGAUAGCGAAUUAGUUCCUUGCCCGCCUCCUGACCUUGUUCCCCUCCCUCAUCCGACCAUUUGUACUCCGUGUCCUGCGCACGCAAAGUGCAGAGGUCGUGAGAUCGUCUGUGAGGACACUUACUUAUUCCGUCCCCACCCUCUCCUGGCGUUCCUCCCUGCCCCUUCCGCUUCGUCGUCAUCUGUUGUACAGGGAAUUUGGCAAGUUAUAGAGCUCGCCAACGGGCUACCUGGUAUGGGACCGGUUGCGUUCCCCCCGAGAUGUUUGGAAGAUCCGAAGAGGAAGCGAAAUAUUGGAGUGCUGGGUAAAGUGAUGGUUGCGUAUCUCGGCCAGGAACGUGGAAAGAGGUUGUGCAUGGGAGACGUUCACGAUGUUCCGGAUAAAGAAGGUGGUCAAGCCAGGACGUGGGGGUUGGAGAUGGAGGAACUGAAAGCGAUUAUGAGAAGGCGACCAGGGGGUAAAUCCAUUGAAAAUUUCGACAGUCUGUUUAAUGAAGCAGUGGGUCAGUUAAUUGAAUGGGGCGGAGUUAUCACCAGUGAAGACUCGCAGGGCCGAAAAUAUUUGGCACAUAGCGAGCCCAAUUUAGACCUGAGCUGUUUGAUCAGGGUAAAGACGAGGGAAACUUGGCACGAAUGGCAAGCUAGAGUGUUCGCUGUGCUCGCAACCGUCCUCAGCACCUUGUACUAUCGCAGGCGCCGGGCAAGUCGCCAGGCGGAAGACAAGCGUGUGUCGGAGCUUGUCCCUAUUGUUCUAGACGCAUUGCGGAAUCAAGAGCUCGCCCACCAUACGGAUCCCAUCACCACCCCACACCCUUACCUAUCUUCCUUGCAGCUACGUGACCUCAUCUUGCAGGACGAACAUUCGAUCUCCACACGAACCCGGCUGUGGAAUAAGGUGGAACAUGUGGUAGAAAGCAAUGCGAAUGUCAGAGCAAACCUAGAAGAGCUCCCAGGUGGAGAUGAGAUGCGCGUAUGGCGAUGGGUUGGGAGCACGAGUCCUACUAGCCCUCGGGCAGUAGCGUCGAGGGAUUGAUGGGUCUAGGUCCAUGCCGGGGGAUCCAUUAUUAUUCGAGUACUUAUGAGCAUGGCGAGCGACAUUACCCCGACUGUUGGAUAUUUGCUUACAGGCUGCGCUCUUAGUGCUAUGUAAUGUGAACGUGAUCUACUAUGUAUUCUAUCUUCGACCAAAUGCUGAUGUCUUUCUGCUUCUCGUAUGACGAUCGAGGAUCUACCGACGGUCGAGGCCUAGGCAACGCGGUACCGAUAGCGUUAUUCAAAUUGAAAACACUGAAGUCAAGAGAUCCACUGCAAAUCCACGAAAGAGGAAGGUUGGGUAGGUAGACUUCUGUGCUAGUUGCCCUCCGGUCCUUCGCUUCCGCAUCGAAACGCAGGAGGUAGGAUCCCAGGAACUGGGGGCUUGCGCUGCUGUAGCUUCCCUCCCCCAAAGGUGCCAAUCACGCGAAGUAAAUAAGCUCUCAUAUGGAAUCCUAGAUGCAUUCUUCACGCCCAUUGGCUCAUGGGUAAGCCGGUCUGGAUUUUCUCUAUAAGAGCCUUCUUCAUAAACUGUUCUUCGGCUAGAACACGAGUGGUCCUUAGAAAUCUGUCCAGAUCGAUCCGACCCGUGUUUAAGGCCCUGUGAAGAUGAUAAAUCGUGUCCUCUAUAGCGUUCUCUUCGGCAACUAGGUUGAUUAACUGAUUAUGGACUAUAGUGGUAGAGCACACUAGUUCGUCCACUUCUGGAUCACCCUUCUUCUUUAGCUCACCAAGAUUCAUUUCGGCUUGCCCUACUACCGUUCUCAGACGGCCAGCUACCCCGCGGCAGACAUCUUUCA